UCCCUCUGCAGCCCCCGCUGCCCCCCUCCUCUUCCUCCUCCCAAGGCGAUUGUCAUACGAUAGCAAAGAAGUGGCACAUUAAUGAAGCGCCGCUACAGGGGUCUUUUCUGCUCCUGUCACCGCUUAAAACUAUCAGAUGUUUCGAGGGUGGACAUGGAGGCAGCCACCUAGCUCAGCGGAGCCGCGUACGACACAGCAGCGUCCUCUGGAUCCCCGAGGCGGCGGCGGCGGCGGCGGCUGCCACGGUCCGCUCCAGCACUCGGCAGCCCAGCUCGGUCUCCCGGGCAGGACUCACCGCCCAGGAGCGCCGCGGAGCUCUCCCAGGCUGAGCCCAAGCCAGGCUGGCAGCUAGUCUCACCGGUCUCCGACGCUGAGCUCUGAUCGCCGGAGGGGAGGGACUCGGCCACCAGCUGCACCGUCCCGGAUGCGGACCCGCAACUUGAAACAACUUUAAGAUCCGACCAGUCCUCCCCGCCGCGCGGACUCUGAGCCAGUGAGUGUGUAAGUGAGAAGAUGCCUCGGCCGGGCCGCAACACGUACAGCGACCAGAAGCCUCCCUACUCCUACAUCUCGCUGACCGCCAUGGCCAUCCAGAGCUCUCCGGAGAAGAUGCUGCCGCUCAGCGAGAUCUACAAGUUCAUCAUGGACCGCUUCCCCUACUACCGGGAGAACACGCAGCGCUGGCAGAACAGCCUGCGCCACAACCUCUCCUUCAACGACUGCUUCAUCAAGAUCCCGCGGCGGCCGGACCAGCCGGGGAAGGGCAGCUUCUGGGCUCUGCAUCCCAGCUGUGGGGACAUGUUCGAGAACGGCAGCUUCCUGCGGCGCCGCAAGCGCUUCAAGGUGCUCAAGUCUGACCACCUGGCUCCUAGCAAGCCAGCGGACGCGGCGCAGUACCUCCAGCAGCAGGCUAAGCUGCGGCUCAGCGCGCUGGCCGCCUCUGGCACGCAUCUGCCGCAGAUGCCGGCCGCUGCCUACAACCUGGGCGGUGUGGCGCAGCCCUCCGGCUUCAAGCAUCCCUUCGCCAUCGAGAACAUCAUCGCGAGGGAGUACAAGAUGCCUGGGGGACUGGCCUUCUCGGCCAUGCAGCCAGUUCCCGCUGCCUACCCGCUCCCUAACCAGUUGACUACCAUGGGCAGCUCUCUGGGCACAGGCUGGCCACAUGUGUACGGUUCCGCGGGUAUGAUCGACUCGGCCACCCCCAUCUCCAUGGCCAGUGGCGACUACAGCGCCUAUGGAGUGCCGCUGAAGCCCCUGUGCCACGCCGCGGGCCAGACGCUGCCCGCCAUCCCGGUGCCCAUCAAGCCCACGCCGGCCGCAGUGCCCGCGCUGCCAGCGCUGCCCGCGCCCAUCCCCACCCUGCUCUCGAACUCGCCGCCUUCGCUCAGCCCCACUUCCUCGCAGACAGCCACCAGCCAAAGCAGCCCUGCUACCCCUAGCGAGACACUCACCAGCCCGGCCUCCGCCUUGCACUCGGUGGCCGUGCACUGACCCACAGAAGCUGGGGCUCCCUCUGGGUCACUUCUACAUCACCCCUCUCACCACUUCCCCGGCUCCGGGUCCAUCCCUCUCCGACCUAGAACCGUCACCCUGACUUGCCCAUUCCACCUUCUUCCUUCAGUCCUCUCUCCUAGGAGAACUUUUGGUUUUGGACCUGGAAGACAAACCACAAACUUGCUAGAAGGCGCGUGAAAGUUGUCUUCGCCCCUCCAGGGCACCAGAGAACACAGGGACUAACCCAAGCCAAGCGACCCCUCCAGAGUCCCAGAAAUGCACUCCCAUCCAAUAGGCAGGACACCCUGAUUCCCUCCUGCUCGGAGAAAACGCAAACAGAAAGGAAAAAAAAAAAAAGCAUCUUCUGGACUCUGCGCAAUUUCAAGACCAGAGACACUGCACGGGUGUGAAGCCCGCCAAGGCUGCAGCCGCACAGCGAGGGCCAAAUCUUAGGUCCUGAAAAUCUGUGGCCACGGACCCACUAAUCCUCCGACAGGCUCGCCUCCGCCCAUCAGGCCGGCAUGGGCGGGACGCUGCUUCCCCAGGCUGCGGCCCAGCCUCCCGGGCUUCUAAGGAAGAUUAUUUUUCUUUGCUUCUGGGUUUUGUUUCCGGCCAGAGGCUCUCUUAGCUUGGAGGGAGGAGAGAAGGCUGCUAAACUAGGGAGGAGGCUUGUCCUUCGCAAAUGCAAAAUACAGCUAGAAGUCACCGUUAUUGUUUACAAAGCGCGCGGUUUAAAAAAAAAAAAAUGUAAACAGUGAACUUGAGCAUCUGCCUGGCUAGGCGGGCUAGGGGGCAGAGUCCUCUUUACAAUUACCUGUUGUAAUGUGAAUGUUUACUCUUCUGGCCAGCUUUUGGUGGGCGGGGGGGAGUAGGGGGGAAUGGGGAAGUUAAUUGGGAUGGUAACUUUCUUACUAUUUAGAGACCUUUUUAGCUAUUUAUUUUGAUGAAGAAAGAAAGGAAAAGGAAAGAGAAAUGAAACGUGAACUAAGCCCAAUUAAGAAAGCACCUGGGGCAAGAGGGGGGAGAAUGCAGAUAAACCGACUGGGAACGUGAAGGGGGGUGUCAACAGAGAUGUCCCCUGGACAGAUCUUUCUGUUAGAAGAACUUUUCCAUGAAGGUAAAGGGCUGCAAAGAGUUGUAAAUAGGAAUGAUUUACACCGUGUAAAAUGCACUUUGGUUUGGUAUGUUCCUUUUAGCUUCUUAGGUAAUUGACUGAAAAACAAAAACAAAGAACAACCCAACACUUGUUCUGGUGUGACCUGCUUAAUUUAAAAAAAGAAACUGUAGUGUCGUCCAAGCUGUGAAAAAAAUUUCCCAUCUUUAUUUUUCUUCCUCCCUGCACAGAAUUCGCAUGGCAUUUUAAAUAUCGAUGUCCUUGUUCCCAGCAUGCCCAUUUUAAGACAGAGUUUUAAAAAGGUGUCUACAAUAAAUUAUGACCUAGUCUAAAUAAUAUUUUCUCAUUAAAAUAUGUAAAUUCAA
Molecule: messenger RNA, 2973 nt
Organism: Peromyscus californicus insignis
Lineage: Eukaryota; Metazoa; Chordata; Mammalia; Rodentia; Cricetidae
Gene: Foxb1
Product: forkhead box B1
Exons: 2
Coding region: 514-1491 (325 amino acids)
Biological process (GO): cell differentiation; anatomical structure morphogenesis; regulation of transcription by RNA polymerase II
Molecular function (GO): RNA polymerase II cis-regulatory region sequence-specific DNA binding; DNA-binding transcription factor activity, RNA polymerase II-specific
Source: RefSeq, a predicted model, not a curated record